AUGGAGGAAGAAGAUGAUGACUUCUAUGGCGGUGUUGCCCGAGCAGAAGCCGAAGAGCACGUGACUGGGAACGGCGACGACGAUGAGGUCAAAGGAGAGCAGAUGGAUGUCAGUGAGGAUGGGGAGGACGAAGAGGAUGAAGAUGAUGUACAGUUCACCCUUGACAAGCCUGCAAGCACGAAACCCGAGCCGACGAGACCACCACCCAAAUCAGCAUCGGUAGAACGAGCAGUCACCGCGAGUGCCAAACCAGAACCCAAAUCCAACGCCCCCAAGAUCAAGUCCGAGCGCGCUCCCUCCUCCGCCCCUUCAGCAACCACAACAACAACAACCCAACCCCCACCCACCACCCACACCACAUCCCCAGGCACAACCCUGACCCACAACUCCCUCCCCGGCACCUCCUACCCGGCCCCCCACACCUCCACCCUCAACCUCGACCUCAUCCCCACCUGGCCCUCCACCCCCACCGGCCCCAAACCCCUCACCCACCUCGACAUCGACGCCGACCUGGCCGACCACACCAAACCCUGGCGUCUCCCCGGCACGGACCAGACGGAUUUCUUCAACUACGGCUUCGACGAGUAUACCUGGACGCAGUGGUGCGUCAAGCAGCAGAGUAUGCAGCGGGAUCUGGGCGAGAUGCGGGAGGCGGAUGCGAGGAUGAAGGCGAUGUUUCAGGGAGGUGCUCCGGGCGGUGGGGCUCCUCCUGGUGCUGUUGGUGGGGGUGGGGGUGGGGGUGGGGGUGGGAUGCCAGGGAUGGCGGAGAUGGAGCAGAUGAUGCAGGCUAUGAUGGCGCAGCAGGGGGGGUUGGGUGGGCAGAUGCCGCCGGGGAUGGGGUUCGAGCAGUUUAUGGCGGGGAUGAUGCCGCCGGGCGGGUUGCCGCCGAUGGGUGGGAUGGGGGGAGGGCCGGGUACGCCGUUCCAAGGCGCGCCGCAGCAGGGUGGGUUUGGUGGGAAUCAGCAGGGUGGUGUUUCGCCUGCUCCUGGAGGGCAAGGACAGGGGUUCCAGCCUCCGCAGGGACCGGGGGGUGGGCAAGGGCUUUUUGGCGGCCCGAAUAUGGAGGGGUAUAGUGCGCAGCAGUUGGCCAUCAUGCAGGGGGAUGAUGGAGGCGGGGGUGGAGGCGGAGGUGGUGGCGGGAGGGGAGGUAGAGGAGGGAGGAGGAGAGGGUGGUAG
Baudoinia panamericana UAMH 10762 is the source of this 1176-nucleotide messenger RNA. RefSeq lists its product as uncharacterized. NCBI's taxonomy places the organism in Eukaryota, Fungi, Ascomycota, Dothideomycetes, Mycosphaerellales, Teratosphaeriaceae. The transcript has 3 exons. Bases 1 to 1176 code for a protein of 391 amino acids. Gene Ontology annotation, cellular component: mRNA cleavage and polyadenylation specificity factor complex. Gene Ontology annotation, molecular function: RNA binding. The record is from RefSeq and is a predicted model, not a curated record.